This is a messenger RNA of Chara braunii, 2283 nucleotides long. Lineage: Eukaryota; Viridiplantae; Streptophyta; Charophyceae; Charales; Characeae. The record is from the annotation of a GenBank genome assembly.
CGUCAGCAACCAGUCACACGGCAGCAGUGCCACGUCAGCAACCAGUCACGCAGCAGCAGGUCACGUCAGUGCAUGGUACUCACUCGCUCAAAGACAAGCGGCAUGGAGCAGCAGCCAGGCGAGACUACCGAGGCCUAUGAGGCCCGCAUGCUGGACAUGGUAGCAGAGUACAAGCAACGGGCAGCUGCGGCAACAUCCGCACGUAAAAAGGAAGACGAGGGAGCAGAGGAACAUCGUCGCCGCACUGAACAGCAGCAACAGGCGAAUGCUGAGGCUGCCCCCUCUGCUGUGCGUGGCCUUGCAACCACAAUCGAAAAUGUGAGCGACUUGGUUGCCACCUGUGCAGCACAGCAAGAGGACAUCCUCUGCAUGGACACCCUGGUCCGGAAGCAGAUUCGCGUUAUUGAUGAACUGCUUGACCGGGUACGCAACAGGUCCCUCAAACAGCAGCUUGCAUCAGCCACCCCCGCCGGACCCUCCAACUUGACGGACCGCGUCAACAUCUUGGAAAUCGACGUCGAGACCCUCAAGAACAGCGCCGUAACGACAAAUCAGCGGAUUGACCAGCAGAUUUGCGCUGCCGCAGCCAGUCCAACCGUGACCAAUCACGAGAGCAUCCCGAAGUUUGACGGUCUCUCGAUCUUCUGUGAUGCAACGAAGACGGACCCGAUCCCAUGGUGGCGCCAGUUUGAGCUGAAGUUGGACAUUCACCACGUCAUCAACCCGAACCGGCACGCAUACUUAUACUCCCGCUCGGGAGGUGCGUGCCAGGCAUGGCUGGACAACAUGUUGUCCACGCACAACGUCGCAGUCUCCGAGCAGCAUCCAAAGAUCAGCUGGGCUGAUCUCAAGGCAGCAUGGCAUAAGCGGUUCCAAGUGGAGCCGCCUGAGCUUCAGGCAGCCGAGAAACUUCAACGGUUCUAUCAGAACGACCUGCCAAGCACGGACUGGAACACCGAGUACCAACGCUUGGCAUCCACGCCCAACUUGUCAUCGACAUUCAUCGCUAUCAAGCACUUCUUCAUCAGGAGGAGCUGCCCGGCGUUGCAAAACGCCUUGGCGCAAGUUGCGGAGACGCUCACCACAAGUGAGCAGCUUUUUUAUAAAGCCUUGCAGAUCAUCUUGACGAACAUCGAGGCCAAGAAUUUGGCCCAUUCGUCUGCUGCAGGCCAGGGCAGAGGACAGCAUCGACCGAAAGUGGCCGUGGUCGCAGCAACACCAAACGAGGCUGCCUCUUCUGAGGAAGGUGACAGAUUGGCAGCUGCCCGGGAUGGUGGUCGCCCCGCCAGAGGGCGAGGACACGGCAAACCGAAGACACACACCAAUUCAGCCCCCGGGGCUGGACCAGCGACUCAAGAGCCUUGGACACAUUACGGUAUCUCGGAAGGCAUGUACCGCAUCCGUUCUAAGUACGGAUACUGCUUGUGGUGCAACAGCGCGGUGCACGACACCGCAACUGUGGAUCACACGGUUAACUUCCAUCAGCGGACACUUACCGUUCGCGACGCCUUCGGCGCCGAGGUGUCGUGUACCAUUCCUCUUCCGCACUCCUCGAUCCGGUGCCAAGUUGUAACGGCCAAGUCUUUUCGGGCCGCUUGGGCUUACGAGCGGAUCGACGAGAUAGGCCUAUGUUUUCUACGAGCCGCCACGACGACCGACCCUUCACCUACGAACUUGUCUUCGGACCCCCGAGUGGUGCGGCUGCUCGACGAGUUCACCGACAUCUUCGAGUCUCCUACCGGUGUGGUGCCGGAUCGGUCGAUCUCCCACGAGAUCAUUCUUGAGGCCGGUGCCAUGCCGUCGAAAGGAUGCAUCUAUCGCAUGAGCGAGGAAGAGCUUGACGUUCUCCGCGCUCAACUCGAUGAUCUUUUGGACAAGGGCUGGAUCCGCCCUAGUAGCUCACCAUACGGUGCGCCAGUUCUCUUCGUACGGAAGAAGAACAAGGAUCUUCGCUUGUGCAUCGACUACCGCAAGCUCAACGCACAAAACAUCAAGAAUGCGGGACCUCUUCCGCGGAUUGACGACCUUCUCGAGCGUUUGGGCGGCGCAAAAUUUUUCUCAAAGUUGGACUUGAAGUCGGGCUACCACCAAAUCUCGAUACGCCCGCAAGAUUGCUACAAAUCCGCGUUCAAGACGCGGUACGGGCAUUUUGAGUGGAUCGUUAUGCCUUUGGCCUCACCAAUGCCCCGAUGACCUUCCAAGCGGCAAUGACCAACGAGUUCCGUGCGAUGUUGGACCGGUUUGUACUAGUCUACUUAGACGACAUCCUCGUCUAUAGCCGAA